Molecule: messenger RNA, 1564 nt
Organism: Annulohypoxylon maeteangense
Lineage: Eukaryota; Fungi; Ascomycota; Sordariomycetes; Xylariales; Hypoxylaceae
Product: beta-lactamase family protein
Exons: 3
Coding region: 175-1347 (390 amino acids)
Source: RefSeq, a predicted model, not a curated record
AGUCAUUCGGCACGCCACGCUAUCGCAUCUAAUAAUUAACAACAAUGAACAACACGACUAAUCCUAGGUACUAGGUACCUAUGUAAUUGCAGCAUGUCGAGAUAUAAAAAUUCAAACAAAGCGGGAAUAAAAAAAUUCCACCAAACCCAUCCAUCUGUUCAUACUAUGAAUUGAAUGAAGAUGACCUCGUUUGAAAGUUUGUUUGAGUCCGCAGUAAAUGACGGUACCGCGCCCGGAAUCGUCGUAAUCGCCAAAGAUAAGGAUGGCAAAGUCGAUAUCUCUAAAGCGUUCUCGUCUAAAAAUGGAACGCCAUAUACCCUAGAUACGGUUAUGGAGUUAUCCUCUAUGACCAAGUUCCCUACAUCAAUUGCCGCAUUGCAGCUCGUCGAGCGAGGUCUUGUCACUCUCGACGAGGAUUUAUCUAAUCUCCUCCCAUCCUUCUCCAGCCAAGGUAUUUUUAUUUCGGUAGCCGAUGAUGGGACUCCGACCGUUCGCAAACGACAGAACCCCAUUACAUUGCGUCACCUAAUCACGCAUAGUUCCGGCGCCGGUUACAACUUUCUUCACGAGGGCCUUGGGAAGAUUCGAGCUGCUCAGCGGAAAGCGGGCCCUAGUGUUACUGUCGAUGAAUCCUUCAACCUCCCCCUUUUGUUUGAGCCAGGGGAAGGUUGGGCAUAUAGUACUGGCCUCGAUCGAGUUGGUCAAGUUGUCGAGAAACUAAGUGGCAUGUCUCUAGAUGAGUACAUGAGAAAGAAUAUUUGGGAACCUCUUGGAGCCGAAAGCUCCGUCUUUCUCCCGGACCAGCAUCCCAGUAUCAACGCCCGUCGAGUGUCCAUGGCUUUUCGCAAGGAUCCGGAAGGACCCGCCGUUGAAAAGCCCGAAAUCCCAACUGUCACUACGGGGUUGAAAGUGCCAUUUGGCGGACACGGCCUAUUCUCAACUAUGCCGGACUAUUUCAAGUUGGUUUACUCCCUGCUUAUGGAUGAUCAGAAGCUGUUGAAGAAGGAAACCGCGGCGUUGAUCUUCCAACCUCAAUUAACGCCCGCGAGCAAAGAGGAAUUGAACAAAUUCAUGGAAACUCCUGAAAUGAAGAUAACCUUCCCCUCUCCCCCUAACGACUACGACUUUGGAUUAGGUGGACUCCUCAUCGUGGGAGAAGCCCAUCCGUAUUGGCGAAAGGGGGCAUUGAUGUGGGGUGGUGCCGCGAGUCUCAACUGGUUUGUUGAUCGCUCUGCUGGGAUAUGUGGCGUAUUUGGUGCUCAGGUUCUACCUUCCGACUCAAGGAUGAGGAAACUGAUUGAUACUUUCCAAGCUGAUGUCUAUCGGAUGGCGGGUAAACUGACAUGAACAGUCUUGAGUUAUGAUAGUUGCAUAUCUUCGAACCUUGGAUUUUAGAUAGUACAUAUAGCUUUGAUUGAACGAAGAUAAAGGGUUGCAAAAGGAGAGGGCUGCUAGCUACCUAGUGCAUGUAGACAUGGUUCUCAAAUCAUAUGCUUCUUUGUUGAUACAACAACUUCUUUCGAGUCUCGUCCUCUAUUCAAUAAUAUUCCAUCGUUCGUUUCUA